Aspergillus versicolor CBS 583.65 is the source of this 873-nucleotide messenger RNA. RefSeq lists its product as uncharacterized. Gene Ontology annotation, biological process: translation. Bases 1 to 873 code for a protein of 290 amino acids. Gene Ontology annotation, molecular function: structural constituent of ribosome. Lineage: Eukaryota; Fungi; Ascomycota; Eurotiomycetes; Eurotiales; Aspergillaceae. The transcript is spliced from 3 exons. The record is from RefSeq and is a predicted model, not a curated record. Gene Ontology annotation, cellular component: ribosome.
AUGACACCAAUCCUCAUCACAGGCGCAACCGGAAAACAAGGCGGAGCAGUUAUAAGGAGUCUCCUCUCUCGCAAUGCGCCAUUUGAGAUCCUUGCCAAAUUAGCCGCACUCUCACCCAAUAUCAAACUCGUACAGGGCGACUUGGGAAACCCAGCGAGCAUCUUUCAGAAUGCGCAGCGCUUAACAAAAGCACCUAUUUGGGGGGUAUAUAGCGUGCAGGCCGCAAUCGGCAGCACCACAGAAGAAGCUCAAGGCAAAGCCCUAAUCGACGAAUCCAUCCACCAGGGCGUGAAAUUCUUCGUCUACAGCUCCGUCGACCGCGGCGGAGACUCGCACUCCUUCAACAACGCCACCAGAAUCCCUCAUUUCAUCAAAAAGCACAACAUUGAGCACCAUCUCGUGGACCGCACCACCACCUCCUCCUCCUCCAUGGACUGGGCCAUCCUCCGCCCCGUAGCAUUCUUCGAGAACCUCACGCCCGAUUUCUUCGGGAGGGUGUUCGCGACGUGCUUCAAGACGGCUCUCAAGGGGAAACCGCUGCAGUUCGUUGCAACCAGUGACAUUGGCUACUUCGCAGCAGACGCGUUCCUGAAUCCCGAUGCAUACAAGGGGAAAGGGAUUUCGCUUGCAGGCGAUGAAUUGACGUUUGAAGGGAUGAAGACGGUGUUUGAGCAGAAGACGGGGCGGGCGCUGCCGAUGGCAUUUCGCCCUCUCUGUGCGCUGUUUAUGGCUGCUGUGAAGGAUAUGGGAUAUAUGUUUCGAUGGUUCCAUGAGGAUGGCUAUAAGGCUGAUAUAUCGAGGUUGAGGGCGAUGAAUCUGGGUAUGAAGGAUUUUGCAACUUGGUUGGAGACGGAUAGUGCCUUUAAGCAUUAA